UAGACAUGCAGCUAGACAAGGCGCUGAUUUUUGAGGACGAUGUGCAUUUCCAAACCAACUUUAAACGUCGCCUGAUGCGGCUGAUGGAGGAGGUGGAGCAGGUGGAGCUUGACUGGGACAUCAUAUACCUGGGCAGGAAGAAGGUGAACCUUGAAGAGGAAGUCGCAGUGGAAAAUGUCAGGAACCUGGUGUACGCUGAUUACUCCUACUGGACGCUCUCUUACGCCAUCUCUCUUCAGGGAGCUCAGAAGCUCCUUAAUGCUGAACCGAUAUCCAAGAUGCUUCCUGUGGAUGAGUUUCUACCCAUCAUGUAUGACAAGCACCCCAAGUGAGU
Messenger RNA from Sinocyclocheilus rhinocerous, 334 nucleotides. RefSeq names its product procollagen galactosyltransferase 1-like. The record is from RefSeq and is a predicted model, not a curated record. NCBI's taxonomy places the organism in Eukaryota, Metazoa, Chordata, Actinopteri, Cypriniformes, Cyprinidae. The coding region runs from base 6 to 332 and encodes 108 amino acids. The transcript has 2 exons.